Molecule: messenger RNA, 1686 nt
Organism: Camellia sinensis
Lineage: Eukaryota; Viridiplantae; Streptophyta; Magnoliopsida; Ericales; Theaceae
Source: RefSeq, a predicted model, not a curated record
AUGAGCAUCGAGUGCGGGUUUGUAUCGAAGCAUCAGAUCUUCAUAAAUUUAAAUUUUAGGAUCUUGAGAUAUGUAUCCAAAAUUGGAUAUGGGUGUGGGGAUGUGUCAUAUACACAUAUAUUGCAUAUUUUAUAAUAUUCUCAGAUGAAUGUUGUAAAUUAUAUAGAAAUAUACUUGACAUUGAAUAGGAUUCAAGAAAAAAAUGAAAUUUCUAUAUCAAACUAAUGUCAGAGGCUAAAAAUGUUGCUUUGCUAGCAAUUGUGAGUUUCUUCUUCUCAUAUAUUGUAACAAAUUAAAGGAUCCAAGUGUCUAAAUUGGGUACGAGUGUCGGACACAUAUCCCACACCCUUGCCCAUGUCAUAUCCGGUGGGCACGGAUAUUGUGGGGGGAAUAGAAGAGUCCAUAUAGCACAGCAUUAUUGACAUUUGUGGUUUUGGUUUGGUUUUAUUCAUUUAUUUCCUAUUAUAGGGUUAUGGUAGUAGUGUUAUCUGAAAUUUGUCUUCUAUAUGCGAGAAAUGAUCUCCCAGUUUGAUUGAAAUGCCAUACGCUAUAAAGAAGAAUAACUUCCAAGAUAUUUUACGAUUAGUUGUCCUGCUUCUGCUGAAAAAUACUAAUGUUGCUUUGAUCAUAGGGCCGGAUAUUGAAACAUGCUGGUGACUUGGUAGCUGCUGCUGCACUGGCAGAUGAAGCUAGGUGUAUGGAUCUUGCGGAUCGCUAUGUAAAUAGUGAAUGUGUUAAGCGUAUGCUGGAGGCUGAUCAGGUGGCAUUAGCAGAGAAGACAGCUGUUUUGUUCACAAAAGAAGGAGAUCAACACAACAACCUUCAUGAUAUGCAGUGUAUGUGGUAUGAACUUGCUUCUGGAGAAAGUUACUUCCGCCAAGGUGACCUUGGACGAGCUUUGAAAAAAUUCUUAGCUGUGGAGAAGCAUUAUGCAGAUAUAACUGAAGACCAAUUUGAUUUCCACUCUUAUUGCUUAAGAAAGAUGACUCUACGAACCUACGUAGAAAUGCUGAAAUUUCAAGAUAGACUGCAUUCACAUGAAUAUUUUCGCAAAGCAGCAGCUGGAGCUAUCAGGUGCUAUAUAAAACUUUAUGAUUCACCUCCAAAGUCAUCAGCUGAAGAAGAUGAUGAAAUAUCAAAGUUGCCUGCUUCUCAGAAGAAGAAAAUGAGGCAAAAGCAGAAAAAAGCAGAAGCUCGAGCUAAGAAAGAGGCAGAAGUGAAAAAUGAAGAAUCAAAUUUUAGUGGCGUCUCUAAGUCUGGAAAACGACUUGUCAAACCAGUAGAUCUUGAUCCAAAUGGGGAUAAGUUGUUGCAGGUUGAAGAUCCAUUGUUGGAAGCUACAAAGUACUUGAAGCUGCUUCAGAAGCACUCACCUGAUUCCUUAGAGACACACCUGUUUGCUUUUGAACUAAAUAUGAGAAAGCAAAAAAUUCUGCUCGCCUUGCAGGCUGUAAAGCAACUUCAACGGUUGGAUGCUGAAAACCCAGACUCACAUCGCUGUUUGAUAAGAUUCUUCCAUAAGGUGGGGGCUAUGCCUACUUUAGAGACUGAUGCUGAAAAACUUAUUUGGGCUGUCUUAGAAGCAGAGCGGCCUACUUUCAGGUUCUCUUGGUACUCCUUUUGUUUUCUUGUUCAACCCAUGAAAAUUGUUUAGUAAUGGCUCAAAUGAUUUGAUUUUACUUUUUC